Rotaria sp. Silwood2 is the source of this 1980-nucleotide messenger RNA. NCBI's taxonomy places the organism in Eukaryota, Metazoa, Rotifera, Eurotatoria, Philodinida, Philodinidae. The record is from the annotation of a GenBank genome assembly.
AUGUCGACUACAAGAGAUGGUCGUUACAGUGCUGGCGGCCUUCAGCACCGAAAAACUCUGCCACCAUCCCUAUCAAGACCGACAUCUUCCCAAAUUGCCAACAACAACAACAGCUUGAAAACAAAACAAACUUUUUUGGAAUAUAAACAUGAAAAUAGAAUUACCAAAGAUCAGUUACAACCACAAGCUGUUCUGAUUAGCAAUCGUAGUGAACGUCGAAAAUCGAAAGUGAACAAUGACUAUUCAGCCAGAAAAUUUGAUGAAUCUGCAGCAACACUAGUACAAGUACAAGUGAACCACGACACGAGCAACCAAGAUAACUCACUUCCAUUAAAAAUUUUUAACGGCACGAAAAAAGCAAUAACUGAUAGUGGUUCUACACCUGAAGAUCUCGAAGAGCGUGGUCUAAUUCAGAAAAUCGAAGAGUCUAUAAAGCAAUUGCGCAAUGCAGACGCACUUCUUGCCGAUAAAAAUGUGAACACUACAGUUCUUACUAAUCUUUGUGCAUCCACAAACCAAUUGAUAUCGAAUAUCCAAUUACUCCAGCAAAAUGUAAAUGAUAUUGCCGUUCAUUUGAAAAAACCAGUUGGUUCCAAAGAUGCAAUCGAUACUAUUCGUAAAGCACUUCGCGCACUUCCCAAAGAAGCAAAGAGUCAACUCAAAAUACGACAAGAAUGGGAUAUGAAGAAACUCUAUGCUGAAGUUUUCAAAGUUUCAUAUAUGCGAAAUGAACUUCGAACGUCGGCUCAAAAAGUAGAUAAAGCCACAAGUGCAGAUGCUUCAAAAGACGAAGUAAACUACUACACUGUGCAUACAACUGCAUGUGAUAUUGACAAAUCUUUGCUUGAUGAUAUCCGUGCUAAAGUACAAGAAUGUUCCGCUUCACAAUUAUCUGUUUUACUAGCACGCUACAUGCUCGAAUUGGGAGAGUAUCGUGCAGUACGAAAGUAUCUCACAGGACUCUGCUCCGAAAGCACUGGCAUACUUAAAGAUGAUCCUACGUUGCCCAGUAUUUACAAUUGUUUAGGUAUGACAUUUUCUCGUCAACGUCUUUAUGCCGACGCCAUUGAGUAUUACAAGAAAGCGUUGGAUUGUCAAGCUCGAAUAGGAUAUUCCAAUAAUAAUGCUUUGGCAGAAAUUUAUAACAAUAUUGGUCUCUCAUAUAUUGGACUUAAACUCAUGAAUGAAGCGCAGGCGACGUUUGAAGAAGCCGAACGCAUUCAAUUACGUGAGCCCUUGAGUACACGUCUUUAUCUAGCCUCGAUCUAUGGCAAUAUUGCUUAUGUUCAUUAUGCCAAGAACGGUGCCGAACAAAAUCUCGAAGAAUCCGAAAAUUAUUUUGAAAAAGCUAUUAGAAUGUACCAAAAGUCGACAAGUAAGAUUACACAUGAUGCAAUCGAACGUGAAUUACUCAAAGCUGAAUGCUACUCAAAUUAUGGCCAUUUACUCAGUGUCAAGAAGGCUGCUGAUGCUCAGGAACGUUAUAAUGAAGCGCUAAAAAUAUAUAAGAAUAAUUUGCCUGAAGGAGACCCAAAAUUGAUGCGUGCAUACAUGAAUAUCAUGAUGGAGCACGCUCAUCAUCGUGCUUAUGAAAAAGUGAUUGAACUAUAUGAGGAUACAACAUUCAACGGUCUUAUAAAAAAACAAGCAGAAAAUUUAUUUGCUUUGGACAAAAUGGUGACACUAGAAGAUCUAAUUAUUCUCAUUCAAAUUGUUGGAGCUUGUUAUAUACAAUACACACAACGAUUCUUCAAAGCAAUGUCCAUUUGGAUUCGAGCGUACGAACUCGAGCGAAAGGCGAAAUUAGUUCAGUUACUUUCAUCUACUGAAACUCCAACGUUACAAUGGUCGAGAAAACUUAUUGACAUUGCUUAUAACAAAUCUUAUACAUAUUUCAUGUCUGAGCAAGUACAGAUGCCUACAAAUGAUGAAGCUCUUCUAAAGCAAGAACGAAUAUUAUCAGGAAGAGCUAAAAGGUAA